AUGAUAUAUUGCAAUCAUCUUCAUACAGAUCUAUUUAUUAUCUUCACGAAAUUGGUGUGUUGUUACUGCUACGCUGGCUACGAUCUAUUCCAGGGUUUCAAUGUUGAAGAUAUCGGCAGACGCGUAUCCUCUAUUAUAACAACAACAUCUUCAACAACCACAAAUUCAACAAACGUAAACAGAACGUCGAUACCAGAUAACACAAUAAAUAAAAUAAACCAAACCGAAUGUAUGGAAGAGGAACGGCCUGAGAAUAUAGGUACUUUCGAAGUGCCAACACAUAGAGAUAUAGUGUCAAUGAUGAAAACCAUGUUACUCAAAUCAUUUACUGCACACCAUCAAAAAGUGCUUACUUUAGUUAAAAAUAUGAAACAGGCAACAAAAGCAGCAAAACUUCUAGAAAACACAUGCGAAAUAAAUAAUGUGCCUUUAUACAAAAAAUGUAUAGAUCAAGUCAAAGCGCAAAGUGAUAUUGCUAUAAAGAAUCUUCUGGUUGAAGUCGAUCAUCAAAAGAUGGCUGUUAAUUCUAUUACUGAGGAAAAAAUCUGUAGUCUAUCGCUAAUGAAAUCGGAUCCAUUAGAACUUAUCAUUACGCUGGCACAAGAAAAUGUUUCAUUGGAAUUUGCGUUACCGGGAUUCCUACGAUCACUUAGUGCUUGCUCUUAUUACUGCUCACAAUAAAUGCA
Papilio machaon (common yellow swallowtail) is the source of this 686-nucleotide messenger RNA. RefSeq lists its product as uncharacterized. The record is from RefSeq and is a predicted model, not a curated record. The transcript is spliced from 4 exons. Bases 1 to 681 code for a protein of 226 amino acids. Lineage: Eukaryota; Metazoa; Arthropoda; Insecta; Lepidoptera; Papilionidae.